Messenger RNA from Eufriesea mexicana, 5470 nucleotides. It is a transcript of the gene RpI1, whose product is annotated as RNA polymerase I subunit RpI1. Bases 177 to 5327 code for a protein of 1716 amino acids. Gene Ontology annotation, biological process: DNA-templated transcription. The record is from RefSeq and is a predicted model, not a curated record. Gene Ontology annotation, cellular component: RNA polymerase I complex. Gene Ontology annotation, molecular function: DNA binding. The transcript is spliced from 6 exons. Lineage: Eukaryota; Metazoa; Arthropoda; Insecta; Hymenoptera; Apidae.
GUAUGCUAUGAUGAAAACUUUAUAACCUAAACAUUGUGCAACUGCUAAAUGAUAUUUUGUUGAAAAUGUUUAAAUUUAAUACAAUUAAUGCAAAAUAAGUAGUUCAUUAAAAUUACUUACACUAUUUCUCCAAAAGGAACUAUUGCAUAAGAGACAUAAAAAAGCACGUUACCAAAAUGGUGCAACAGAAAUAUCACAUUCCACGUUUAAGUCCCAAACAUUUAUAUCCAAAAUGCUUGAUGUUUUCUAUGUUUACUGCAAAUGAUAUAAGAAAUUUAAGUGUUACUAAAAUAAGGACACCUUUGUCAUUUAAUAUUUUAGGACAUCCACUGAAAGGAGGUUUAUAUGAUCCAGCAUUAGGUCCACUUUUUGAAAGUUCAGAUCCAUGUGGAACAUGUGGGUGUAAUGUAUUUAAGUGUCCAGGUCAUUUUGGGCAUAUUGAGUUACCUAUGCCAGUUGUAAAUCCAUUAUUUCAUAGAGGAUUAUGUAUGUUAAUUAAAUUAUCAUGCUUAAACUGUUUUAAUUUACAAAUUCCACCUUAUGUAAAGUUAUUAUUAUCUGCAAAAUUGAAAUUGCUUCAGCAAGGAUAUCUCAGUGAUCUUGAAGGUUUAGAACAAGAAGUAAUGACUGUUGCCUUAUGUUCAAGUGACCCUUAUAAUGUUGAUAUGCAAUCUGUUCAAAAUGUUAUUGAGAAUUAUACUGAAAAUCUCCUCAAUAGACCAAGAUUUAAUCAAUCUUUUUCGCAAUACAAUGAAAUUCAACUAAAUACUAAAAAUAUUAAUACACAGUGCCACGCAUAUGUUGAAAAUGUUCUUAAACAAUAUACAACACUAAAAGUUUGUGUAACUUGUCAAGAACCCAUACCAAGAAUAACAACCUUAAAAAAUAAAAUUAUGACAACUAAGAUUGCUGAUGCACCUAAUGAGACAAUACAAUCACGUGGAAUAAUACAUAAACUAGAUACAGUCAUGAUAAUGCCAGAUCAAUCUAAAGAGUACCUCAGGAAACUUUGGCAAAAUGAAAAAGAUUUUCUGAAAGUAAUUAUACCAUGUUUUGGGAUGGUAGAUAUUGAAUAUCCAACUGAUAUAUUCUUUUUUGAAGUAAUACCAGUUUUACCACCUAUAGUUAGACCAGUUAAUUUUGUUAAUGGGCAAAUGAUAGAACAUCCACAAUCUCAAGUUUACAAGAGUAUCAUUCAAGAUUGUCUUGUGCUUCGAAAUAUCAUUCAAACAAUUCAAGAUGGUGAUACAGAUCAGCUACCAGAAGAAGGUAAACUUGUUUUUGAACAAAUAAAAGGUAAUACAGCAGUUGAAAAACUACAUAAUGCUUGGCAAAAUUUGCAAGUAAAUGUAGAUCAUUUAAUGGAUCGUGACAUGAACAAAACUGCUGAUUCUGCAAAUUGUCAGGGAUUAAAACAAGUUAUAGAAAAAAAAGAGGGAAUUAUCAGAAUGCACAUGAUGGGUAAAAGAGUUAAUUUUGCUGCUCGUUCAGUUAUUACUCCAGAUCCUAAUUUGAACAUAGAUGAAAUUGGAAUUCCAGAAGCUUUUGCAUUGAGAUUAACAUAUCCAAUACCUGUUACACCUUGGAAUGUUGUACAGUUAAGGCAAUUAGUUUUAAAUGGUCCUAAUAUCCAUCCUGGUGCAGUAAUGAUUGAACAUGAAGAUGGAAGCAUACAACGCAUUUCUACUAAGGAUUCUGUUCAAAGAGAAGCUAUUGCAAAACGUCUUUUAACAACAAGUGACAAAGCUAAUAAAUUUUUUAAAGGCAUUAAAAUUGUACACAGACAUUUACAAAAUGGAGAUAUCUUGUUACUAAAUCGUCAACCAACUUUACAUAAACCCAGUAUUAUGGCUCAUAAAGCACGUAUUUUAAAGGGAGAAAAAACAUUACGUUUACAUUAUGCUAAUUGUAAGGCUUAUAAUGCAGACUUUGAUGGUGAUGAAAUGAAUGCACAUUAUCCUCAAAAUGAAUUAGCCAGAAGUGAAGGAUAUAAUAUUGCCAAUGUGUCUAAUCAAUAUCUUGUACCUAAAGAUGGUACACCACUAAGUGGUCUUAUUCAAGAUCAUAUGGUUUCUGGUGUUCGUUUAACAACAAGAGGAACAUUCUAUUCACGUGAAGACUAUAUGCAAUUAGUCUAUACUGCUCUAUCUACAAUACAAGAUAAUAUAAUUCUUCUUCCUCCUAGUAUUAUAAAACCAGAACCUUUAUGGUCUGGAAAACAAAUUGUAUCAACUGUGAUUAUUAAUGUUAUUCCACCAAAUCAAGCACGUAUUAAUUUAACUGCAAAUGCAAAAAUUAGUGCAAAGGAAUGGCAAGUUGGAAAAGCACGACAUUGGAAAUGUGGUACUAUAUUUUCAGAUCCUAAAACAAUGUCAGAAGCUGAAGUAGUAAUACGAAAUGGAGAGUUGUUAUGUGGUGUGCUUGAUAAAACACAUUAUGGUGCAACUCCAUUUGGUCUUAUACAUUGUGUCUUUGAAUUAUAUGGAGGAAUGUGUUCCACUAAAUUAUUAAGUGCUUUUGGUAAAUUGUUUCAAGCUGCUUUACAGAGAAAUGGGUUUACGCUUGGUGUUGAAGAUAUUUUAUUGUUAAAGAAAGCAGAUAAGAAACGUAAAGAAAUUAUUUCUAAUUGUAGAAAAAUUGGAGAAGACAUCCAGAAGUCAAUACUAGAACUACCUAGUGAUACACCUGUGGAUAUAGUUACAUCUAAAAUGGAAGAAUCUUAUUGGAGUAAUCCUAAAUUUCGCGCUCAAGUCGAUCGAAAAUACAAAAGUGCUCUAGAUGUUUAUACCAAUGAUAUAAAUAAAAUAUGUUUACCAGCUGGUCUUUUGAAAAAGUUUCCAAGUAAUAAUUUACAAUUAAUGGUUCAAUCUGGGGCAAAAGGUUCCACUGUAAAUACUAUGCAGAUAUCUUGUUUACUUGGACAAAUUGAAUUGGAAGGAAAAAGGCCACCUUUAAUGAUCAGUGGGAAAAGUCUUCCAAGCUUUCCUGCAUAUGACCCAACACCAAGAGCUGGUGGUUUUAUUGAUGGUAGGUUUAUGACAGGAAUUAAACCUCAAGAAUUCUUUUUUCACUGUAUGGCUGGUCGUGAGGGUCUCAUUGAUACUGCUGUAAAAACUAGUAGAUCGGGAUAUUUACAAAGAUGUCUUAUUAAACAUCUUGAAGGAUUAAUUAUUAAUUAUGAUUCAACAGUACGAGAUUCAGAUGGUAGUUUAGUACAGAUUUAUUAUGGAGAAGAUGGACUUGAUAUACCAGGUUCACGAUUCUUAAGAAACGAACAAUUACAGUUCUUGAUAGAUAAUAAACAUGCAAUUGUAAAUGAAGAAGUGGUAAAGAAUCUAAAAGAGGUAUCAGAUACAGACAAGAUUUUAAAAUUGGUGAAAAGAAUUAAAAAAUGGGAAAAUAAAAAUGGAAGUGCAUUACAGAAGAGAAGAAUUAGCCCAUUUACAAGAUAUUCAAGAGAAAAUAUGAAUAUUAAGGGUUCAAAAUAUAAGGAAAUUGAUAAGAAUAGUGGGAGAAACAAAGCUGCUCUUUCAUAUAUGAGAAAGUGGAUAAGAACUACUGAAGAGGAUAAAAAAUGGAUUUAUUCUGAAUGCACAAGAUGCCCCGAUACAGUAAUGUCAAAAUAUAGACAAGAUAUAGACUUUGGUGUACUUUCUGAACGAUUAGAGAAUUUAAUAGAUGAUUAUAUAGCCAGUAAAUCUAAUAAUUCUACUAUAAAAAAGAAAGAUUUAAGAGAUCUCUUGUCUAUGAAAGUAAUGAAAAUUGUUUGCCCACCUGGUGAACCAGUAGGUUUAUUAGCAGCACAAUCAAUAGGAGAACCAUCAACUCAAAUGACAUUAAACACUUUCCACUUUGCUGGUCGUGGAGAAAUGAAUGUUACAUUGGGUAUACCUAGAUUACGUGAAAUACUUAUGAUGGCAUCCAAAAAUAUUAAAACACCUAGCAUGGAAAUACCAUUCCAAAAAAAUAUUAAAAAUUUAACAAAACGCUCUAAUAAAUUAAAAUUAAAAUUGACAAAGUGCGUUUUAUCAAAUGUUGUAGAUAAUAUUAGUAUAAAUAGGAAAAUGGAGCAAUGGCCAAAUAGACAAUUAAUAUAUACUAUGACUAUUAAUUAUCUUCCACAUAAAUCUUACAAAGGGGAAUUUUGUGUUCAGCCACAAGCAAUAUUAAGGAGAACUGAAGAAGUAUUUUUCAGAGAAAUAUUUAAAGAGAUUAAAAAGGUUGCUAAAGUAACAGGAACUUUAUUACACAUUGAAGACGAAAAAAAAACCAUGUAUGAAGAUGACGCUUUAUUGGAUCAAGCAGAACCCGAUGAUGAGACAGAAUCUGCAUUGAAACCACGAACGAAUUUAGGGGAAAUGCAUGAGUCUUCGGAUGAAGAAACAGCAGCAGAGGAUGCAGAUGCAACUCUAACGCGAACAAUUUCGCGCCACAAAGAAAAUCAAGAAUAUGAAGAUCCAGAAGAAGAUGAAAUUGAAGACAUAAAUGAAAAUGCAGAAGAAAUGACAGAAAAUGAAGAUGACGAUGAAAAUGAAAAUGAAAAUGAAACUUUAAAAUCUAAGAGCCAACAGCAAACAGAAAAUGAAAAUUAUGAUGUAGAAAGUGAAAGAUUAGAAGAUGGUGAUGAAACAUAUAAUACACAAAAAAAAAGGAAUGUUGUAAGCAGGUAUACUCAUGCAACAGAAUAUGAUUAUGAUGAGGACAAAUUUACAUGGUCUAAAUUAACAUUCUGGUUACCUCUUAAAAUGUUAAAAUUAGACUUACCAACAAUAAUUAGAAAUGUUGCGAACAAAGUUAUUUUAUGGGAAGUACCUUGUAUAAAACGUGCUUUUACAUUCCAAAAUAAUGAUGGAGAAACAAUUCUUAAAACUGAUGGUAUUAAUAUUAUAGAGAUGUUUAAAUAUGAUUCAACUUUAAAUUUAAACAAAUUGUAUUCUAAUGACAUUUAUGGUAUUUCUCAAACAUAUGGUAUUGAAGCUGCUAAUAGAGUCAUUAUAAAAGAAGUAAGAGAUGUAUUUAAAAUGUAUGGGAUCACAGUUGAUUCUAGACAUUUAUCUUUAAUUGCGGAUUAUAUGACAUUUGAUGGAACAUUUCAACCGCUUAGUCGUAAAGGAAUGGAAGAUUCUGCAUCUCCUUUACAACAAAUGAGCUUUGAAAGUUCUCUUAAUUUUUUGAAAAAUGCAACUUUGCAAGGAAAGCAAGAUAACUUAGUAUCUCCUUCUAGUCGAUUAAUGUUAGGUCAACCUUGCAAAUCAGGGACAGGAGCAUGUUCGUUAUUAUUAAAAAUACAAAAACAACCAGAAACUACUUUAUCAGUAGGUGCUUAAUUAUACAAAUAUUAAGUAUCAUCGUUGAUUGUAAGUUGAAAAUAAUAUACUAAUUAUAUGAAUUGUGAAAAAAUUUCACAUCAUUAGACUAUAAAGUAAACAAUAAUUAUACUGUACAUAUAUAUUUUUAUAAGCGGAUUACA